AGGGCGCAUGCGUGCUGUGCGGCGCGGGCUAGGGCUGGUGGGGCUAUGGCUGCUGCGGGGUCCCUGUCUGGAGUGUCUCUGCGAGAAGCCACUCAACGAAAAUUGCGAAGGUUUUCAGAGCUGAGAGGGAAAUUUGUGGCAGCUGGAGAAUUCUGGGACAUAGUUGCAAUAACAGCAGCUGAUGAAAAACAAGAACUUGCUUAUAAGCAACAGUUGUCAGAAAAGCUGAAAAGAAAGGAGUUACCUCUUGGAGUUCAGUAUCAUGUGUUUGUUGAUCCUGCUGGAGCCAAAAUUGGAAAUGGAGGAUCAACACUUUGUGCCCUUCGAUGUUUGGAAAAGCUAUAUGGAGAUAAAUGGAAUUCUUUUACCAUCCUAUUAAUUCACUCUGGUGGCUACAGUCAACGCCUUCCAAAUGCAAGUGCUCUGGGGAAAAUUUUUACUGCUUUGCCUCUUGGUAACCCCAUUUAUCAGAUGUUGGAAUUAAAAUUAGCCAUAUACAUUGAUUUUCCCUUACAUAUGAAUCCUGGGAUUCUGGUUACCUGUGCAGAUGAUAUUGAACUUUAUAGUAUUGGAAAAUCUGAGUUUAUAAGAUUUGACAAACCUGGCUUUACUGCUUUAGCUCAUCCUUCUGGUUUGACUGUAGGUACCACACAUGGAGUAUUUGUCUUAGAGCCUUUUGAUUAUUUAGAACAUAGAGACCUUGAAUACAGGUCCUGCCAUCGUUUCCUUCAUAAGCCCAGCAUAGAAAAGAUGUACCAGCUUAAUGCUGUGUGUAGACGUGGGGGAUUUUGUCUGCAGGACUCUGCUGGGGGUGACAGUGCCUAUUUGAAAUUAGGCUCUGAUUAUGUGUACACAGAUAGCCUGUUUUACAUGGAUCACAAAUCAGCAAAGAAAUUGCUCGCUUUUUAUGAAGAAAUAGGUACACUGAACUGUGAAAUAGAUGCCUAUGGUGACUUUCUUCAGGCUUUAGGACCUGGAGCAACUGUGGAAUACACCAGAAACACAUCAAACGUUACUAAAGAAGAGUCAGAGUUGGUGGAUAUGAGGCAGAGAAUCUUCCAUCUUCUUAAAGGGACCUCACUAAAUGUUGUUGUUCUUAACAACUCCAAAUUUUAUCACAUUGGGACCACUGAAGAAUAUUUGUUUCAUUUUACUUCAGAUAGCAGUUUAAAGUCAGAGCUGGACUUACAGUCUGUAACUUUUAGCAUCUUUCCACAAAUACCAGAACAUUCUGGUAAAAUCUGUAUCAUCCAAAGUAUACUGGAUUCAGGAUGUUCUCUGGCACCUGGCUCGGUUGUGGAGUAUUCCAGAUUGGGGCCUGAUGUUUCACUUGGGGAAAACUGCAUUAUUAGUGGUUCUUACAUCCCAGCAGAAGCUGUCCUGCCUGCACGUUCUUUUGUGUGUUCCUUAAGCUUGAAGAUGAAUGGAUGCCUAAAAUAUUCAACUAUGGCAUUUGGAGUGCAAGACGACUUGAAAAAGAGUGUUAAAACACUGUCAAAUAUAAAGUUACUUCAAUUCUUUGGAGUCUGUCUUCUGUCGUGCUUAGAUAUUUGGAAUCUUAAAGUUACAGAGGAACUGUUCUCAGGAAACAAGACACAUCUGAGUUUGUGGACUGCUCGCAUUUUCCCAGUUUGUUCUUCUUUGAGUGAUUCAGUUACAACAUCUUUAAACAUGUUACAUGCUGUUCAGAACAAGUCAGCGUUCAGCCUGAAUAGUUAUAAGCUAUUGUCCAUUGAAGAAAUGCUUAUCUACAAAGAUGUAGAAGACAUGAUAACUUACAGGGAGCAAAUUUUUCUAGAAAUUAGUUUAAAUAAAAAGCAAUUUGAUUUGGAGAUACCUUAAAUUUUAUAUACUUAUCUUUUCUUUGAGCAAGAUUCCUAAUUUAGUAGUUUUCUGUAGGAAUUUUUUUGAAAAGAAGUGAAUUAAUGAAAACUGUAUAAUUAACUGUAGUGCAACAUUAAUAAUACAAAAGAGCCAUUUUUUGAUGGAAGAAUAUUUCCAGACUAAAUUCUUAAAAGGUACUUUUUGGAUGUUUAUCACAUUCCAUAUCCAUUAAAAAUGAUAGCUUUAUAGAACAUUGUUUUGUUCAUAUAGUAAAGUAGUUUAAGAGGAAAUUUUCUAAGUAUUUUUGAAGAAUUUUUCCAUCUUCUUUGGAUUUUGGUUCCAAAUAGGUUUUAAAUAUUUAUUAGCGAUCAUCUCCUCAGAUGUCGUUCUAUUUUGAUAAAUUAAUAAAAAUGGCAUGUCUAGGGUUCAGAAUGCUAUACAAAUGUUAUAGAAAUAGUGCUUUAGAAAUUUAUAGCUGACAAGUUGAGAGUGAAUCAAUGCUUAAUACAUUUUGAUUAUUCUAGAUAAAUCAUUAAAUACAAAGAAUUCUAAAAUUUAUGGUAGAGAUUUAUCUCUCAUUAAUUGAUCUUACCUAAAUAAAAUAUGAAUACACGUGAAUAUGUGUUUGUAUAUCUCAUAAAUUUUCUCCAAAUCUAUUCCAUGGGAAAAUACAAACAUAUACACACAAAAAAAACUCAAGUUAUAUGUGAGGAAGGUGGUAGGAAUAAUUGAGAUUCAUUGAUACUCACUUCAUUUUACUGUGGACCUUUAUUUCAUCAUUUCCUAUUAAUCCCUCUAACACAAAACUUAAAUUUGACUGAUUUAACUUCAGUUCUUAUUAUCUGCCCACUCACUGGUGACAUUGACAAGCAAUGAUUGGCCAAAAGGUAGACAACUGGAGCAUGGCAGAAUAGAAAAACUGAGGUAAUACAUACAUGAUUAACAAUUUCAAGAAAAUAAACACUGUCUGCAAUCCCAAAUUAAGUGUUUCUACUUUGUUAUACGCAUGUAAGUGAAAUGUCUUCAUAUCAAAAUCUAACAAUUAGGAGAUUUGCAAAGAGUUUCCUGUUUUAAGUUAACAUGAACAAAUUGAGAUAACUGAUCUGUGCCACUUUUAUUUAUAUAUUAGCAUGUCAAUGUAAAAAUAAUUUGUAAAUUGGAAGUAAUUUGUCUUGCAAUCCUUCAAUUAUGGGGUGUAUGUGUGUUUCAAGUUUCUUUCCAAGGAAAAAUAAAAAUAUAAUUGUUACUGUUUAACAUUUAUUGAUUUACUUACAGAGCUUUCACAGGACGUUAUAUAUUUGUCAUUCAUUAACUGUUCAAUAUGUAAUUUUAUCUAAAGUGCCGUCAGUUAUAAGAAUCACCAUUAUUUUGUGUUCCAGAGUAAAAGAAAACACUGCAAAUAAAAUAUACAGUGCUUUGUUACUUGAAAUAUGUAUAUUAAUUGGAGAUCUUUUUAGAUUCAUUUAAACGUAGAUUUGUAUCAUUUAACCCUGUUUCAUAUUCAUAUAAGUCAACAAAAAAGUGUAAUAUUUAGAUAUC
Molecule: messenger RNA, 3363 nt
Organism: Nycticebus coucang (slow loris)
Lineage: Eukaryota; Metazoa; Chordata; Mammalia; Primates; Lorisidae
Gene: FPGT
Product: fucose-1-phosphate guanylyltransferase
Exons: 4
Coding region: 46-1842 (598 amino acids)
Molecular function (GO): transferase activity, transferring phosphorus-containing groups
Source: RefSeq, a predicted model, not a curated record